This is a messenger RNA of Oryzias melastigma (Indian medaka), 2012 nucleotides long. Its product is annotated as trypsin-like. Gene Ontology annotation, biological process: proteolysis. Gene Ontology annotation, molecular function: serine-type endopeptidase activity. Bases 44 to 964 code for a protein of 306 amino acids. Lineage: Eukaryota; Metazoa; Chordata; Actinopteri; Beloniformes; Adrianichthyidae. The record is from RefSeq and is a predicted model, not a curated record. The transcript has 6 exons.
UUACGGUGAACCGACAGUUUCAGUUCAGACAAACAGCACCAGAAUGAAGAUCAAGAGUUUUACCUGCGGGCUCCUCCUCCUCGCCUUCAUUACCACAGGAGCAGAGGCUCAGAUAGAUGUCUGUGGCCAAGCUGCCCUCAACACCAAGGCAGAGUCCAGGAUCGUUGGAGGCCAGGACGCCGCUGCGGGGUCAUGGCCCUGGCAGGCCAGGCUGCAAAUCUCGGUAAACGGGGGGACGGCUCUCUGUGGGGGGUCUCUGAUCAACAGCCAGUGGAUCCUGAGUGCUGCUCACUGUUUCAGGAGCACCAGCACUUCAAAUGUGGUUGUUUACCUGGGAGAAACCUCGAUAGACAACAGUCCUAACUCCGUCAGCAAGACGGUGUUCCAGAUUAUUGUACAUCCAAACUACGACAGUCAAACUUACGACAACGACGUUUCUCUGGUGAAACUGACCUCGUCUGUGACCUUCAACGACUACAUCAGCCCCGUUUGUUUGGCGGCAGCGGGCAGCGACUUCCCCGGCGGGACCACCGCCUGGGUCACCGGCUUUGGGACUCUUUCAUCUGGAGGAUCUUCCCCUUCCACCCUGCAGGAAGUCAGCGUUCCCAUUGUGAACAACACAGAGUGUAACGCUUCUUAUGGUACAAUCACGAGCAACAUGAUCUGUGCCGGUCUGACAGCUGGAGGGAAGGAUUCCUGUCAGGGAGACUCUGGCGGUCCGCUGGUGAGCAAAAAGGACAGGUGGGUCCAGGCUGGAGUGGUGAGCUUCGGAGAAGGAUGCGCUCAAGCAAACUUCCCAGGAGUCUACGCCCGGGUCUCCCAGUACCAGUCCUGGAUCAGCAGCCAGGUCGACGGCACCCAGCCGGGGUUCAUCACCUUCGUCAGCUCCUCCAGCAUCUCAGCCGCUCACUUCAUCUCCAUGACGGUGCUGCCCGUCGUCUUCUCCGUCUUUAUUCUCUUCUGAGAGCUUUGAAGAAGCUCACCAGAACUUGGAAAAAUGUUUACUUUAGAAGAAAUUUACAGGUGAAAAUGAUUGUAAUUUUACAUAAUUAUAUGAAUAUUUAAAAACAAAACUUUAGUGAAUUCAGUUUGCUUUUAUUGUCUUAAGUAGGGGUGUAACGGAUCACAAAACUCACAGUUCGGAUCGUGUCAGUUUUAGGGUCACCAUUUGGAUUUUACAUUUACACGUCUUGAGACCAGAUUUACAAAAACUGAGAGAAAAGAAUUCUCUAAAAUAGUGUUGAAAAUACCAAAUCUAUCUGGAGCUCCCUUAAAAUACAAAUGUUCUCGCCCCACCCACCUCAUAUCCAAAUUAAAUCAUGAAUAAAACAGUUAAAUUAAUUUUUGUUAUUGCUUUAUCAAAACUAACUGUGGGAACAUUUAAUUAUUCAAAAUAAUAAUUGUUGUCUGUAAGAUGUGGCGCUGCCAUGCUCCCUUCUCUAGUGAUUUUUGAUCUCUUUGGCUUGCCGUACUGUCAUCCCCCUAACGGCUCCGGCGAGUCCGUUACGGAGCGUCUUUCUCCUGUGUGGGACAGCUGCUGCUCCUCAUUGAGAGAAUCUCUGAAUCCAGAAAUGGAAACGUGUACUGAUGCAUUUAAUCAGCUCUUCAUGUUAAAUAAACCUGAUAUUUAUUGAUCCGCGUCCUUCAUUAUUAAGCUGAGAAAAGUUUUUACAGAAGCUCCUCCCACACGCAGCGGGAGCUUCAGGUGAACAGACUUUAAGAUAAACAUGAAGAAGCUGCUUGAGCGCUUGUCAGAACAAAGACGAUUUGAAUGAAUUUGUCACGAACUCCAUUCGUUCUGAAAGGACAAUUGAUUUAAAUUAUGCUAGCGCGCGGUGUGCUGAACCGUGGCCUCUGAUCCGUACGGACCACGGAUUAUCUGUGAUCCGUUACACCACUAGUCUGAAAUAACUGCAUUUAAAUCCAAAGAUUCUUACUUGUUUUGAAACCUGUCUUACUCAGUUUGUCCCUCUUGAGCUUCUGUAAACAAUAAAUAAAAUCAUAUUUAUUGA